This is a messenger RNA of Microstroma glucosiphilum, 3688 nucleotides long. RefSeq lists its product as hypothetical. Gene Ontology annotation, molecular function: histidine phosphotransfer kinase activity; phosphorelay sensor kinase activity. The record is from RefSeq and is a predicted model, not a curated record. The coding region runs from base 205 to 3552 and encodes 1115 amino acids. The transcript has 2 exons. Gene Ontology annotation, biological process: protein autophosphorylation; phosphorelay signal transduction system. Lineage: Eukaryota; Fungi; Basidiomycota; Exobasidiomycetes; Microstromatales; Microstromataceae.
AUAGAGUUCUUUGAGAAAUACGGCUGGCUACCAGCGCCUCUCCCUUCCGGUCGAGUACGUCGGGUCCGGGGCGCUGCCCUUCGACGGCUGGCGCUGGUCAAGCCUGGAGUUCGGCCUGCUCUGCAGAGAUACGUGGCUCACGCUCGCAAGGUCUUCAAGGCGGAUAGCGCACGCAUCUUCACGCCGUGUCCUGAAGAUGAUAGCAUGCUCCUCUGUGUCAGCGAUAGUGCUCACACCGGAAAGGGCGGCGUAUGCGAUCCGGAAGGGAAGCAGUCUCACCUGCUGCAGCCUUGGUCUCAGACCAUCUGCAGUCAUGCCAUGCUUACAAACGACCACAAAGUGAUGAUAGUGCGGGACCUGAAAGACGACUGGAGAUUCGCCUCUAAUCCCCACUAUCACACGCGGGAUGGCGGGCCUCUGCGUUUCUAUGCUUGCGCUCCGCUACUUGUUGCAGCACCUGGAAGCCCAGACGGCGCCAAAGUUGAAAUAGGGCGCUUGGCGAUAGUAGAUCUACAACCGAGACCGGAUUUUGGAGAAGAGGACGCGCAGCUACUGGCAGAGAUUGCCGCUAUGGCGUGCGAAGCACUCGAAUCUGAGCACCGAGAACGUCUUGCGCAACGCUCGAACAUGAUGCAAGAAGCAAUCACCCGGCUCGCCGAUCAUGUCUGGAAGACGCCGUACUCGGCUUUGCAGGAUCUGAGCUCUACCACGGCCCCACACAAACAGAUCUGUCAAGUUGGCGUCGACGCCAUCAGUGAAGUGAUGCCGGCCUCUGCAGCGAUUAUCGACGUCACAGCCUAUCGGGUAUCAGCCUUGAGGACAGAGGGAAGCUCGUCCAGAGGGAGUUCGAUGACUCCAGGCACGCCAGGCAGGGGCGCUUCUGUCUCCAAGGGCUCAAGGCCAGCACUGACAGGUGGACUUUCGCGCGCAAGUAGCAUUCGAUCACCCAAUUCAGCUUACCCUCAAGCGCCGUGGCUCGAUGCCGCAUCGCCGCGCUCGAGCAUUUCUCAGCUCUCUGGAUUCGCAAGUACUCCCUCUGCCGCGUCCUCGGCAUCCUCUCCAGCACUGUGGACAACGCCCAGGUCAAACAAAUCGUCGCCUACGCACAGCAGAUCAGGUUCGAGGAACACGGCCCUGCCCCCAUUCGAGGGCGCUGCCGAUGAGUACAUUGCUCAAAUUGAUCCCGCCUCUCGCCUGGACAUCUUUGCCCAGAGCGGAUGUCUGCCGCCCCCGCGAGUCACUGGCGCAGAAGCUCGUCAGGACAUCGGCGACGUCCUGAUCGAGACGAGAAGAACGUUAGAACGAGGUGCCGGUACCAUCGUCAAUACGCUGUGCGGGCCUUUCCUCACGAUGAACAGAUUUGCUUCAUCUUCUGAUAACACGCCGUCGGAGGGCAAUGUUUCUGCCGACGACAGCCAAUCCCGGAUGUCUGGUUUCAGGAGUCCACUUGCUUCACUCUUCGACGGACAGGAUGAGACUGCUAUGUAUCUCGUCCUGCCUAUUUGCCAAGACAGCACUCCCCCUCAGGUGACCUUCCUUCUCGUAGUGUCCUUUGCCGACAUCGUACCUAUCGACGAGCCAGAAGUGACUUUCCUGAACCAUCUAGCACGCAUCAUCAUUGGGUCAUUGAUCCGUCAGAAGGGCUAUCUGGCCGAGCAUAGACAGCUGGAAUUCGUUCGUUCCCUUCAGCACGAACUCUUCACGCCACUUUACGGAGUCUUGGGUGCCUCUGAGCUGCUGUUGACAAGCUUAUCAAACGGUGGCAAGGAGCUCGAUACGAGCCCUGACGGGGCGCUAGCAAGGGUUCUGGAGACCAUCCGGCUUUCAGCUGGCAACCUCAGCAGCAUCCUCGAUGACGUCUUGGACUUUGGUGAACUCUCUGGCGUGAGGUCCGCCAAGUCACUGUCACGACUUGAUGUCGUGAGCCUCGGCACACUGGUCGAAGAAGUUGGUCAAGAGGAAGUUGAAAUUGCUGCGCUUGGUCUACGACAUGCCGCAGGUCUUUCAGGAGAUUCAAUCGUAGCGCGCCCUCCAGAUUUCAUUAUCAGCGUUCAUCCAUCCCUUUCUGGUCUCUUCAAGGCGGAUCGAGUCGCCAUGCGCAAGAUCUUUCGAAAGUUGCUUCACAAUUGCUUUCGCUUCACACGACGCUCGACUGCUAAUGCCGGGCUGGUUGAGAUCGUGGUCAGACCAAUAACCUGCUCCGAGCCAGCCACGAUGCAGAAUCACGAAACGGAAAUUCCGGUUGCCUUUGACUUCAUUGACACUGGAUGCGGAAUGACCAAGAAGUUCAUCGAAGACGAAUACUUUGUGCCUUUCGUCAAGGGCGAUAGCUUCCAGCAAGGUACCGGAUUGGGAGGAGCCAUUGCAGCCGGACUUUCUCGUCAACUCGCAGGUACUUUUGACGUUGUCUCCGAACCCGACGAGGGCACCAAGGUCACUGUGACUCUUCCUCUCUUGCGAUGCAACGCCUCGGCGAAGGCAGAGCAGGGUGACGACUCUCCAGCAUCCUUUGCGCAGAGCUUGCAUCAAUGCAAAGUCUCUAGAGCCUUCUUGAUGCCGUUCACAGGCUCUGCGGGACAUCCAAAGACCCGAAGUCUGAUUGAACAGCAUCUCGUCAGGCGGGGCAUUGAAAUCGUUGAAGAUCCAGCCGCGGGCCACAUUGAUCUUCUCGUAGUACCAGAAACGACACUCGUCUGUCCCGAUGGCGCUUGCAAGACUCACCUACCUCAUCUUCCUGGCAGUCGCGUUGUAGUUGUCUGUGCGGAUCCAACGCAACGCUCAGUCAACUUCCCCGCUCUGAAGUCACUACCUUUCCACCUGUUCAGGUCUCCCUUUGGCCAGGCUGCCUUCGCUUCGCUCGACUCUUUCUUGGCAGAGAGCCAUCCUGUCGCGCUGCGCACACCGCCAGCGAGCUCCCAUCAACUACCUCUCGACACAUCUCCUGCGCCGAGUGUUCCAGAGCGGCCAGAGACUGUUCCUGCGCCGGCAGCUACUGUUCCAGGUCCCGUCCUAGCGGGUUCGAAGGCUCACAACAGGCACGCAACAUCUACUAGCGGCCGAGCACUGACAGGUAAAGCAGGCAAGCCUGCGCCUACCCCCGUUGCCGGUGGCUUCAAGGUCCUAGCCGUCGAAGACAAUCCGACCAAUCUCCGCAUCCUGACCUUUGUCUUGGAGCGGGCCGGCCUAGAAUACUACACGGCAGUCGAUGGCGGACAAGCCAUCGAGCAAUUCAAGAAGCACCAGCCACAUCUAGUCCUCUUGGACAUCUCUCUCCCCAUCCAAGACGGCUUUGCCUGCUGUCAGCAAAUGCGUCAGAUCGAAGUUGGAUGGAGCCAUCGCCCUCGCAUAUUUGCCGUCACUGCCCUGAGCUCAAAGGAGGAUCAAGAGCGAGGCAGAGAAGUCGGGUGUGAUGCCUGGUAUCACAAGCCCAUCUCUCCCAGAAUUCUGACCGGCCUCUUGAAGGGCACCCAAGCUGAAUGGAAAGCAGAGCAGAAGGAAGCUUCGCAGCUUGGGUCGCAGGAUGGCACUGCCGAGGCAGUCGUACAAGGGUGAGGAUGUAGGGCUCCACCUAAGACAUGGUCUGAGCUCCCGCCACUACCCUCGUCAGGUUCAUCGUUGUCCCUGCUACAAGAAGUAUAUCUGCGAUUGUGCUUCUCUUUACUUUACACUCUCAUUCGCUUGGCUCUCC